Aedes albopictus (Asian tiger mosquito) is the source of this 1292-nucleotide messenger RNA. RefSeq names its product THAP domain-containing protein 3. NCBI's taxonomy places the organism in Eukaryota, Metazoa, Arthropoda, Insecta, Diptera, Culicidae. The transcript has 3 exons. The record is from RefSeq and is a predicted model, not a curated record. The coding region runs from base 436 to 1242 and encodes 268 amino acids. Gene Ontology annotation, molecular function: sequence-specific DNA binding.
CGUGCGUCAAGCCAAUUUUGAGUUGAUGGAAUCGAUGUUUUUGUUGGGUUGUUCCCGCUUACUUCCAUGUGAAAAAAAUACCUAAUUUUAAGUUUUUUCCACCCAACCGAAAUUUUGACUAGGUUGUAUUCACUCAAAUUUGAGUACUGUGCUAGAAACUCAAUUUUGGCUUGACGCACGGAACUGCAAAAGUUGGGCUGUUUCUCUCUUCACUCUCUGACAACAACAGAAAGAGCGCAUGAAAAGGGAGAUGAAAAAGAACUCAAAAUUGAGUUUAAAAGUACCUAAUUUUGAGUUUUUCUGUUUCUCCGUGUACGAUAUGGACCAGUAGGUCUGUGCCAAAAAGGGAGAAGCGCGACGUAAAAUUCAAGAAAUUUUAAAUCCUUGUUUGUUUUUCGCCUUUUUCGAUAAUUUGAAGAUUUUAUAUUUAGUGGAAUGCGUCGUAGUUGUGCGGUAUUUUCCUGUGCAAAUAGGGACUCCAACAAAAAUGACAACGUAUCCAUGUACAGAUUUCCUGCCGAUCCUGCCUUGUGUGAAAAAUGGGUUGAAUUUUGCAGAUCAGACCAGAUCAACGAAAUGCUGGUCCUGCAGGGCGUUGCUAAACUGCGAAGUUCCUCGUUUUGUGUCUGUUCGGAUCACUUUGCGAAGCCGUGUUUCGUGAGUCCCAGGAACAAUGCACAGGGCAUUUACAAAGGAAGUGUCCCAACCAUCAUCGCCGGGCAUCCGAUGUUGGUGUCAAGCUUCAAAAAGGCCAAUCAGAUACCGGAGUACAGUGAUCUGGUCCCCGAAGAGUCCGAACAGUGUGAAGAAGAUCACAUGACCGUAGAAGUGCUCCAGGAAGAACUAGAUGAAGCUGUAGAACCACCCGAUGCUGAGCCAGCAAACGUGCAACCAACCCAACCACCUGCGUGUGAUGCCAAUCAAUCAAGUUUGCCCACUGCGGCAGUCAGCGGGAUCAUCCACCCGAGUGUAUUUGACUGCCAGUGCGAAGUGAAAAGUGAAUUUGAACCUAAAUUCUACGCAGAGCGAUCACGGGCCGUAGGUUUAGUGGAGGAAUUGGAUGAUACCAAAAAGAAGAUAGUGAAACUUAGGAAACCGUACCGACAGAAGCAAAGAGCACUCCAUAUAGUAAACGACAGUAUCAAAAGGGCGAAAGAUAAAUUACGAAGGCUAGCGAAGGAACACCACAUAACGGUGGAUUUGGUCUCAAGUGAUGAAGAAGAACAAAAUUUUGUGUUUUAACGUGUUAUUACUUGGUAUGUUUAAGUUGCUAUUAAAAUAACCAUCACUUA